AUGGCGCCGCAGCCGCAAGGCGGAGGCCCUCGUAUAACAGCAACGGGCGACAUUAUUUGGCCUGGGCCCAACCCCAGCACGCGACAGCAGGGUCUAGCCCUCCCUUUGGCUGCAGGCGGCCAGCAGCAGCAGCAGCAGCAAGGUAUUGUUUGUGUUUCUGCCUUCACAGUGCUGCUGUGUCUUAUUGGCCUUUGCCUCCACGAAUUCGCACAUGCGGCUACUGCCUACCAUGCCGGGGUGGAGGGAGUGGCAGAGUCGUAUAUUUAUACUUGCUUACUUGUGUCAGUAUUUUUUAGUACCAUAUUUAGAUCUACUACUUUUUCUGAACGCGCAGUGCGCAGCCGUGGGUGGAAAACAGCCAUGGCGCUGGCCGGGCCCGCCACCAACUUGCUGCUUGGCAUGCUGGGCAGUUUUUGUGUCCAAGUUUAUAUUUUAGUUGCAAGUGCAAAUCCUUCAAUCAUUCCUCUGCCUAUUAUCGGCCUCAUUUGCUUCAUUUUCUUGCAGUUCAUGUCGGCCGUUGUGAACCUCAUCCCCUUCCCACCUCUCGAGUAG
Eimeria necatrix is the source of this 552-nucleotide messenger RNA. RefSeq names its product sterol-regulatory element binding protein site 2 protease, putative. Bases 1 to 552 code for a protein of 183 amino acids. NCBI's taxonomy places the organism in Eukaryota, Apicomplexa, Conoidasida, Eucoccidiorida, Eimeriidae. The transcript has 7 exons. The record is from RefSeq and is a predicted model, not a curated record.